AGUUAUGAGGCUAGUUAGGAUUGAGUCUUACUAAACUUUGGCUUUUACACAUUUUUUAGCACAGUGAUCACCCCUCUUUAGAUGCGCCCCCUUGUCUCAGUCUUCCAGUGUACAACUCGCGGGAGUCGCGAAGAAGAGUACUGGAUUGAAUCAGCAUUUAAAGACUUCUUCGCAGCACCUGAGCCAGACGGCCCCAUUGAGCUCAGCUUUCAUACAUCUGUUUUCUCAAGAAAAGCAGGAAAUGACCAAACCCCAGGAACUAGUGACAUUUGAGGAUGUAGCUGUGGAUUUCACUCAGGAGGAGUGGCAAUACUUGAACUCUCCACAGAGGACCCUGUACCGAGAUGUGAUGCUUGAGACCUACAGCAACCUUGUUUCUGUGGGUGAGGUGGCUUCCACAGGCUCUGAAGACCAAGGAGAUAUCUAUCAUUUAUCAUCCUCAGAACAGCAGGUUACUAAGCCAGAUCUCAUUAUCAAGCUGGAGGUAAAAAAAGAACCAGACCCAGAAGAUGGGGAAAUUCCAGUUUGGAGCUUUCCAGAAGUCUACCAAAUUAAUGAACAAUUUGAGAGGCGACAUCAAGAUAAACAAGAUAAGUAUUGGUUGAUGCAAGUUGGAUUCCCUAAUGACAAAAUGAUUACCAAGAGUGGCCCGAACUAUACUGAAUUUGAAAACGCAUUGCAUCUGAACACAAGCCUUGUUGUUCCAAAGCAAAGAUCCCAUAAAUCAUUUGAAUCAUUUGGAAAUAAUAUGGUAGACAAUUUAAACUUACUUACUAGAAGCUCUACAGAAAAUAAACAUGAUACUGGGUGUGCAAAAUUUUUCUUCCAUACAGAAUAUGAAAACUCUAGUUUCAUAGUGAAACCCUAUGAAUAUAAAGAAUAUGAGAAAACCCUCAGGCGAAAGAAAGGCCUUAGCCUUCAUCAGAGAAUUAAAAAUGGAGAGAGGCCUUUUGAAUGUACUGCAUGUCAGAAAACCUUCAGCAAAAAGUCACACCUCAUUGUCCAUUGGAGAACUCAUACAGGAGAGAAACCAUUUGAAUGUAAUGAGUGCGGGAAAGCCUUUAGCCAAAAGUCUCAGCUCAUUAUACACCUCAGAACUCAUACAGGAGAAAGACCCUUUGCAUGUCCAGAAUGUGGCAAAGCCUUCAGAGAAAAGUCAACUGUCAUCAUACAUUAUAGAACUCAUACAGGAGAGAAGCCUUAUGAAUGUAAUGAAUGUGGGAAAGCCUUUACUCAGAAAUCAAACCUCAUUGUUCAUCAAAAAACCCACACUGGAGAAAAAACCUAUGAGUGUACCAAGUGUGGGGAAUCUUUUAUACAGAAACUUGACCUAAUUAUGCACCAUAGUACUCACACAGGAAAGAAGCCUCAUGAAUGUAAUGAGUGUAAGAAAACAUUCAGUGAUAAGUCAACCCUCGUUAUACAUCAGAGAACUCACACUGGAGAGAAACCUCAUAAGUGUACUGAAUGUGGGAAGUCUUUCAAUGAAAAGUCAACCCUCAUUGUGCACCAAAGAACUCACACUGGCGAGAAGCCCUAUGAAUGUGAUGUGUGUGGGAAAACUUUCACCCAAAAAUCAAAUCUGGGUGUGCAUCAAAGAACUCAUUCAGGAGAGAAACCAUUUGAGUGUAAUGAAUGUGAGAAAGCCUUCUCUCAGAAAUCUUACCUCAUGCUACACCAACGAGGCCACACAGGUGAGAAGCCCUAUGAAUGCAAUGAAUGUGAGAAGGCAUUUUCCCAGAAGUCCUAUCUCAUUAUACAUCAAAGAACCCAUACAGAAGAAAAACCCUAUAAAUGUAAUGAGUGUGGAAAGGCCUUUCGAGAAAAGUCAAAGCUCAUUAUCCAUCAGAGGAUCCACACAGGAGAGAAACCCUAUGAAUGCCUUGUAUGCUGGAAAGCUUUCAGCCAGAAGUCACAGCUCAUUAUCCAUCAGAGAACACACACAGGAGAAAAGCCCUAUAAAUGCACAGAAUGUGGCAAAGCAUUCAGGGAAAAAUCAACAUUCACUGUACAUCAAAGAACUCACACUGGAGAGAAACCCUAUAAGUGUACAGAAUGUGGGAAAGCCUUUACCCAGAAAUCCAAUCUUAUUGUACAUCAGAGGACCCAUACAGGAAAGAAAGCCCAUGGAAAAGGCCACACUGGCAAGUCAAAGCCUACUACGCAAUAGUGUCUUUUAUAUAUUCCAAAGGAAAGAUCUAUUAAUGUUUAAAAAGUAUGACCUAGAUUCUAGCCUAAUCAUUGGGAUAAACAGCAUUUCCUUUCAUCUUCUUCACCCUAAUACAAGUUGAAAAAGAAGUAGAUGUGUAAUUUCUUUGAAACCACUGGAACCAUAGGGCUGCCAGAUGAAGAGGCAAUCAGGCACCAGUGCGGGAGAUUUAAGGGCUUCAGAGGUGAGACAGCAUAGCUAAGGCCUCUGCUAAAGGUUCAGUUGCUCGCUAAGGUGCAUGGCCACAGACAGCUGCUACAAAGACCAUGUGAGGUCUGGAGGAGAAACAAGCAGAAAAACAUUGCAUUUACAGAAAGUAAUCUAAAAGAUUUGAAGAACAGCUGGAGGUGGGGGAAUUAGAGCAAAUAAAGGGAUAUAGUUCUUGUUUACUGAUUUGGAGAAAGUAAAGUUUGAAAGAACUAACAUAUGUUAAGGGGUGUCUCAGUUGUUUAAAAAACUGAUAUCCUGGCAUGUUCCCCUCAGGAACUUUUGGCAAAUAGCAAGUUCAGGAAUGACUUUUCUCAUUCAAAGAAAAGCAUUUAAAAGUAAUCAAACUCACAAAUAAAUUUCCACUUCUGGGAAUACAGAUACUCAUAUAUGUGUAAAAUAAUCAAAACACAGAGGUAGUUGUUGAUGCAUUGUUGGAAGGAUUAGAAGCUGUUGAAAUUGCAUCAUGUGGAUUCUGCUUCCUGAAACUGAUGUGUUCUUACAACAGACUCCUCAAGACAAAAAUGAGCAGGAAGAAUGUCAAUAUCAUUUCUUUAGUGAUUUGAGAUAAUCUUCAAGUUACAUCAUUAGCUAGGAAAAAGCAAGGCACAGCAAAGUGAGUAUUAUGUGCCACUAUUUGUAUAUAAAAGGGGGAAAUUGUAAGUACAGAAUGAAUUGUAUGUAUAAGCUGUUUCUGGAAAGGAAUGUGAUUACCAUUACUACCUUACAAAAGGAAAGAGAGCAGUAGGUGACUAGGGUGAGGAAACUUGGAGACAUCUUUUGUAUUCUCUCAUAGCUUUGGAAAGUUGUAUAGUGUGAAUAUACUACCUGCUUGAACAAUAAAUCUUUUAAAAUCGCAUUAUA
Grammomys surdaster is the source of this 3280-nucleotide messenger RNA. RefSeq names its product zinc finger protein 182 (gene Znf182). The record is from RefSeq and is a predicted model, not a curated record. NCBI's taxonomy places the organism in Eukaryota, Metazoa, Chordata, Mammalia, Rodentia, Muridae. Gene Ontology annotation, biological process: central nervous system development; regulation of transcription by RNA polymerase II. Gene Ontology annotation, molecular function: RNA polymerase II cis-regulatory region sequence-specific DNA binding; DNA-binding transcription factor activity, RNA polymerase II-specific. The coding region runs from base 242 to 2170 and encodes 642 amino acids. Gene Ontology annotation, cellular component: nucleus. The transcript has 5 exons.